Messenger RNA from Aethalodelphis obliquidens (Pacific white-sided dolphin), 715 nucleotides. RefSeq names its product formation of mitochondrial complex V assembly factor 1 (gene FMC1). Gene Ontology annotation, cellular component: mitochondrion. The transcript has 2 exons. The record is from RefSeq and is a predicted model, not a curated record. Lineage: Eukaryota; Metazoa; Chordata; Mammalia; Artiodactyla; Delphinidae. The coding region runs from base 202 to 624 and encodes 140 amino acids.
CCUUUCCCGGGAAGGGAGGGAGAGUCGGGUCUGGGCAGGGUGGAGCGCGCCUGGCCUUAGCCCUCAUUUCUGAGGCUCUGGUUCCCUCCAAACAGAUCGAGGACCGGCGGGAAGGCAAAGUCAUCCUGGGGUGGAGCCGUCCCUGAGGAUUUCAUUGGCUGUCUUUGGCCUGUGUGGAGGGGAAAGUGAGAAGGAAGUGAAAUGGCGGAAAUAGAGAGGGACAAGAAAAAAGAUGUCCUUGGUGGAGAGUGUAGAGUCCCAGGCCACAGCAUCUACCCAACACUCUCCUUCCCGGAGGAGAGCUAUUCUAGGAACCGGUUUUUGAUGCAGAGAGGAAAUAUUGGGCGCUUCUUGAAGAGCAGGACUACGCCGCUUCGGGGAAUGGUGCCUUGCAGAGCUGAACUAGAAACCUCUAAUGAGGUCACCAGUGAGAAGUUGUGCAGAGCCCAGCAUGAGCUUCAUUUCCAAGCUGCCACCUAUCUCUGCCUUCUGCGCAGCAUCCGAGAACAUGUGGCCCUUCACCAGGAAUUUCAUGGCAAGGGUGAGCGCUCAGUGGAGGAGUCGGCUGGCUUAGUGGGUCUCAAGUUGCCCCAACAGCCUGGAGGGAAGGGCUGGGAGCCAUGAAAAUGGAGAGAUUCCUUGGAUGCUGCCUUCAUACAAGAAUUUAAUAAUUUCUAUCAAUAUGUAUUUAUCAUUAAAUUUUUUUUAAAGUUUA